Varanus komodoensis (Komodo dragon) is the source of this 970-nucleotide messenger RNA. It is a transcript of the gene FAM131A, whose product is annotated as family with sequence similarity 131 member A. The transcript is spliced from 5 exons. The coding region runs from base 50 to 970 and encodes 306 amino acids. The record is from RefSeq and is a predicted model, not a curated record. NCBI's taxonomy places the organism in Eukaryota, Metazoa, Chordata, Lepidosauria, Squamata, Varanidae.
GCGGGAGGAGGCUAGCAGGGGGCAGGUAAAUGUUGAAGACACUGUCGAAAUGUUACCCAAGUCCCGGCGAGCACUCACCAUCCAAGAGAUCACGGCCCUGGCACGGUCCUCCCUGCACGGCAUCUCGCAGGUGGUGAAGGACCAUGUGACCAAGCCCACCGCCAUGGCCCAAGGCAGGGUGGCCCAUCUCAUUGAGUGGAAGGGAUGGUGCAAGCCCAUGGACUCCCCGGUAGCCCUGGAAAGCACAUUCAACUCCUACUCGGACCUCAGCGAGGGGGAGCAAGAGGCCAGGUUUGCUGCAGGUGUAGCCGAACAGUUUGCGAUUGCAGAAGCCAAGCUGAGGGCCUGGUCUUCCGUGGACGGGGAGGAGUCCAACGAUGAGUCCUAUGAUGAGGAUUUUAGCACUCCCACUGACAGCACUCAGCCAGCCGACGCCGUGAACCCGCUGCCGGCCAGCACGCUGCUGAAGGGGCUCCUGCACAGCCGGCUGGGCCAGCUGAACGGCCGGCAAGGCUCCUGCGACCCCGAGAGCGACUCCUCCCAGACCACCGUCUCGCCGGAGACCUUGUGCUCCAGCCUCUGCAGCCUGGAGGACAGCCUUCUUCUCAAGGAGCUGGGCUCGCCCUCGGAACUGGCCGCCCAGCUGCUGGGCUCCGUGUCCGGCGGGGAGGAGGCGCCCCUCCCCAAGGGGCCCACACAGACAGCCGGGGAAUGUGCCUUCCGGAGCCUGGCGCAGCUCGAGUGCCAGGACUCUAUGUACUCCAUGUCAUUCACCGAGUCCUGCCUCUCGCCCACGGAGGACGAGGCCAUCCCGUGCAAGGACUGCAAGGUCCACGGGGACAGUUGCCAGGUCCGGAGGAAAGUGUCCGACGUGGCCUCCUCGGGCGUGGUGUCGCUCGACGACAACGAAGAGGAGGAGGAGGAGGAGGAGGCGGGCGGACAGCAGGAGGAGGACUCCGGGGGCCCGUGA